Messenger RNA from Ipomoea triloba (trilobed morning glory), 570 nucleotides. Its product is annotated as stigma-specific STIG1-like protein 1. The record is from RefSeq and is a predicted model, not a curated record. Bases 1 to 441 code for a protein of 146 amino acids. Lineage: Eukaryota; Viridiplantae; Streptophyta; Magnoliopsida; Solanales; Convolvulaceae. The transcript has a single exon.
AUGAUGAUCAAACUGUUCGUAACCGCCAUUGCCAUCGCCGUGGCGGUAACCAUCGCCAUUUCGACGACAAAAAACAUCGACAACAGUAACGCCGCCGUGGUCCAAGGGGACACGGCGGCGGCGGCGGUUGUGCCGUCGAGAAGAGUGAGCCGUUUCCUGGCGGAGGAGAAGAAUCCGAGAGCGGCGGACCACUGCAAGAACGACGACGAGAUCUGCUACGCGCUGGAAGGGAAGAACUCUACUUGCUGCAACAACAAAUGCAUGGACUUGGGCUACGACAAACACAACUGCGGCGCGUGCAAGAACAAAUGCAAGUUCACCACCACUUGCUGCCGAGGCGAGUGCGUGAAUCUGUCCUACGAUAAGCGCCACUGCGGCGCUUGUAAUAGCCCCUGCAAGAAUGGCCGCUACUGCUUUUACGGCUUGUGCGAUUACGCCUGAUGGUCGAUACGAUAAAGGUGGUCCAACAUUAUUCAUACUUACGCUGUUCAAUAUAUAAUUAUAAGGUUGGUGAUACAUAUAUAAUUAAUUAUAUUGUUCAAUCAAUAAAUUUGAAGCUCCCAAGCUCGA